This is a messenger RNA of Malassezia japonica, 2910 nucleotides long. RefSeq lists its product as uncharacterized. Gene Ontology annotation, molecular function: GTPase activity; U5 snRNA binding; GTP binding. Gene Ontology annotation, cellular component: U2-type catalytic step 2 spliceosome; cytosol; U4/U6 x U5 tri-snRNP complex. The record is from RefSeq and is a predicted model, not a curated record. Bases 1 to 2910 code for a protein of 969 amino acids. The transcript has a single exon. Gene Ontology annotation, biological process: mRNA splicing, via spliceosome. Lineage: Eukaryota; Fungi; Basidiomycota; Malasseziomycetes; Malasseziales; Malasseziaceae.
AUGGACGACUACGACGAGUUCGGCAACUAUAUCGGCCCCCUCUCUGACUCUGGCUCCGAGGUCGAGGAAGAGGAGGUGGAGGAGCUGCCUGAGCUCGAGGAGGCGCCGCCUGCGCCUCCCGCGCAGGACGCGGGCCUGCAGGUGAUGCAGGUCGACGACGCGCCGUCGCAGGCCGUCGUCCUGCACGAGGACAAGGUGUACUAUCCGAGUGCCUCGGAGGUGUAUGGCGAGGAUGUCGAGACGCUCGUCCAGGAAGAGGAUACACAGCCGCUGACGCAGCCGAUCGUCGAGCCGGAAAAGGUGCGCAGCUUUGCGAUCGAGGAGCAGGGCCUGCCCGAGGUCCGCUUCGACCGCGCGUUUAUGAUGAACAUGCUCAACUUUCCCGAGAUGGUGCGCAACGUCGCGGUCGUUGGCCACCUGCACCACGGCAAGACGAGCCUCGUGGACAUGCUCGUCUACGAGACGCACCAGCUCGAGAUCGACGUGGACAAGCCGCUCAAGUAUACCGACACGCACGUCCUCGAGCGCGAGCGCGGCAUGUCGAUCCGGUGCACGCCGAUGUCGCUCGUGAUGCGCACGACGCGCGACAAGAGCUACCUCGUCAACGUUGUCGACACGCCGGGGCACCCCAACUUUGUGGAUGAGGUCGCGGCGGCGCUGCGCCUCGUCGACGGCGCCGUGCUGGUCGUCGACGUCGUCGAGGGCGUCAUGGCGAAUACCGAGGCGAUCAUCAAGUUCUGCUUGCGCGAGCGCAUGCCGAUGACGCUCGUCGUAAACAAGAUGGACCGCCUGAUCCUCGAGCUGCGUCUGCCGCCCCAAGAGGCCUACUUCAAGGUGCGCCACACGAUCGAAGAGGUGAACAGCGUGAUUGCCGCGCACGACCCGAACCCCGCGCUGCGCCUCUCGCCAGAGCGCGGCAACGUCGCGUUUGCGUCGACCGACAUGGGCUACUGCUUCACCCUCCGCUCCUUUGCCAAGAUGUACGCACAAAACGCGCCGGUGGACGUCGACGCGUUCGCACAGCGCCUCUGGGGCAACAUGUACUUUGACGCCUCGUCGCGCGGCUUUAGCAGAAAGGCGCCGCACGCGGACGCGCCGCGCUCCUUUACGCACUUUAUCCUCGAGCCGCUCUACAAGCUCUACACGCAGGUCCUCUCGGCGGACACAAACGCCCUCAAAAAGACGCUGCACCGCCUGCAGAUCCACCUGCGCCCCAGUGCAUUCGAGAUGGACGUGCGCCCGCUGCUGCGCCUCGUCCUGAACCAGUUCUUUGGGGCACCGGCGGGACUCGUCGAUAUGCUUGCGUCGCUCCCGAGCGCGGCGGACGCCACACGCCAAAAAGUCGCACAGACGCUCGCCGCGCCCCCGGACGCACACCUCGCCACCGAGGCGGCCAAGGGCGGGCGCGACGGGCCGCUCCUCGUGCAGGUCGCCAAACUCUUUCCCACGACCGAUGCGACCGAGUUCCGUGCACUGGGCCGUGUAUUGAGCGGCACGAUCGCGCGCGGCGACACGAUCAAGGUCCUCGGCGAGGGGUACUCGCAGGACGACGAAGAAGACAUGGCCCUCGAAACGGUCGCCGACGUAUGGAUCGCCGAGAGCCGGUACGUCGUCCCGGCCGAGGCCGUGCCGGCGGGAAGCCUCGUGCUCCUGGGCGGCAUCGACACGUCGAUCAUCAAGAGCGCGACGCUCGUAGCGCAGUCGCUUGCGCCGAGCGAGACCUAUACCCUGCGCCCGGUCGUGCAAAUGACUGAGAGCGUGCUCAAGGUCGCGGUCGAGCCGCUGAACCCCGCCGAGCUGCCCAAGAUGCUCGACGGGCUGCGGAAGGUGAACAAGACCUACCCGCUCGUCACGACCAAGGUCGAGGAGAGUGGCGAGCACACGCUGCUCGGCACCGGCGAGCUGUACCUCGACUGCGUCAUGCACGACCUGCGCGUGCUCUACGCCGAAGUCGAGGUCAAGAUCAGCGACCCGGUCGUAAAGUUCUGCGAGACGGUCGUCGAGACGUCCGCCGUGCAGUGCUACGCGGUGACGCCGAACCAAAAGAACAAGCUCACGCUCAUCGCCGAGCCGCUCGAAAAGGGCAUCGCCGAGGACAUUGAGCGCGGCGCGCUCGACGUGCGCCUGCCGCCGCGCCAGCUCGCCAAGGUGUUCCAGGAGCGCUACGGCUGGGACGCGCUCGCCGCGCGCUCCAUCUGGGCGUUUGGGCCGGCGGACGACGGGCCCAACGUGCUCGUGGACGACACGCUUCCCGACGAGGUCGACAAGAAGCAGCUCUACCUGAUCCGCGAGCACAUCAAGCAGGGCUUCCAGUGGGCCACGCGCGAGGGGCCGCUGUGCGACGAGCCGAUCCGCAACGUCAAGUUCCGCAUCGUCCACGCAGAAGUCGCGCCCGAGCCGAUCCAGCGCGGCGGCGGCCAGAUCAUUCCCACCGCCCGCCGCGCCGCCUACGGCGCGUUCCUCCUCGCGACGCCGCGCCUGAUGGAGCCCAUCUUUGCGGCCGAGGUGCAGGCGCCGGCCGAGUGCGUCAGCGCCGUGUACACGCUCCUCGCCCGCCGCCGUGGCCACGUCGUGCAGGACGUGCCCAAGGCCGGCACGCCGCUCGUGACCGUCAAGGCGUACCUCCCGGCGAUGGACGCGAACGGCUUCGAGACGGACCUGCGCGUCCUGACGCAGGGCCAGGCCUUCUGCCUCCAGUCCUUUGACCACUGGAGCGUGGUGCCGGGCGACCCGACCGACACGUCGAUUGUCCUGCGCCCGCUCGAGCCCGCGCCGCCGCUCGGCCUCGCGCGCGACUUUGUGCUCAAGAUGCGGCGACGCAAGGGUCUCUCGGACGCGAUCGCCGUGAGCUCCUACCUGGAAAACGACCUAGUCGUCGCCUUGGCGCAGGCGGGGAUCGAGGUGGCGUGA